This is a messenger RNA of Neltuma alba, 1145 nucleotides long. Its product is annotated as AP-3 complex subunit sigma. Gene Ontology annotation, cellular component: AP-3 adaptor complex; membrane coat. Gene Ontology annotation, biological process: Golgi to vacuole transport; intracellular protein transport. The record is from RefSeq and is a predicted model, not a curated record. Lineage: Eukaryota; Viridiplantae; Streptophyta; Magnoliopsida; Fabales; Fabaceae. Bases 238 to 738 code for a protein of 166 amino acids. The transcript has 8 exons.
AAAACACGUCGCCCUGUCUCCCUGGGUGAUCGAUUUGAUCGGAGAGUCAUCGUGGACGCCAUCACGGGGGAUCAGUCACUGAGGUGCUUUUUUGUUGGUCUCUGGCCGGAUAUACCUGUUUCAUCCAGCUUUGCAGUUGAUCUUAGUUGUCUUUCAACCUCUUUGCUGUUUCGUGGCCUAUGAGUUCUAUUUCCCCACAUUUUCUUGCCGCGCAGUACUGUAACUGGAAGAAGCAAGAUGAUAAAAGCCGUAUUGGUCAUGAACACGCAGGGGAAGCCCCGUCUUGCAAAAUUUUAUGAAUUUCGGCCUGUGGAGAAGCAGCAGGAACUAAUACGUAAUGUGUUCUCAGUCCUAUGCAGUAGAGCUGAAAAUGUUAGCAGUUUCGUGGAUGCUGAGUCCAUCUUCGGUCAGGAUGCUCGCCUUGUCUACAAGCACUAUGCAACUUUGUACUUUGUGUUCAUAUUUGAUAGUUCUGAAAAUGAGCUGGCUAUGCUUGACUUAAUACAAGUCUUUGUUGAAACACUGGACAAAUGCUUCAGAAAUGUUUGUGAACUUGACGUAGUGUUCAACUAUAGCAAGAUGCAUUCUAUUCUGGAUGAGAUUAUCUUUGGAGGCCAGGUUUUGGAAACAAGUUCAACUGAGGUUAUGAAGGCUAUCGAAGAAUUGUCAAGGCUAGAGGCGGCCUCCAAUGCUAUCAACCUGGUCCCAAAAUCUGUUUCUGGUUGGAGGACGCGGUAGUCUAAAAUCAGUUAAGAUUAUAUUGAUACGUUCCAAGUGUUAUGAAGGACGGGGCUGCACUUUUUGUCGGGAGAGUCGAUGACAUUUAUUUUGGAUAUUCUGAAUCUGAAGUAAAACCCUCUACGCUGAGGGACAGAAUAAAAUCCAUCCAAAUGCGAAAGUUUAUAUCUGGAGCUAUUUUGAUUGAAUUGGUGUGAUGAACCUUCUAAAAUUCCACUUAACCUGUCAUUUUUAUCUCUGUAAUUGCUUGCCAGAUUGAGGACGGACAGAAGAGGAAAAAUAAUACCUGCGAGAAUUGAAUUUCACUAUUGUUUCUUUCAGGACUGUACAUUUUACAGUAUUUUUCACCCAGAUUAAUCCUUCUCUCUUGUAGCAUAAGAUAUUUUAUAACUAUGUCUGCUGUACAA